Messenger RNA from Tauraco erythrolophus (red-crested turaco), 1609 nucleotides. NCBI's taxonomy places the organism in Eukaryota, Metazoa, Chordata, Aves, Musophagiformes, Musophagidae. The record is from RefSeq and is a predicted model, not a curated record.
UUCAGGUCUACCAGUCAUGAGACGAAUUCUUCUGUUUUUUAUCCUGGCUGCUGCUGUUAUGUAUGGUAUACUGCAUGGAAAUCUGUGGAGAAAUAACCUCUACUGGAUUAGCUUUUAUGGACAGACUUCCUCUGUGAGGGCUCCUCCUUCCUAUGAGACUAGUGGAGUUACCCAGCUGCCACCUACAGCUGUGGAGAGAAGGAAUGGGCUGGACACUUGUCUCCUGAAACCAGCAUUUGAAUCUUUACUGGGUGUUGACAAAAUAUACCCAUUCCUGUGCGCUAAUGAUUUUAUCAACGUGGCGGAGUUCCAUGGGAGCGAUAAAUUUGAACUGCCUUAUGGAAUAAAGAGAGCAGAGCAAUUUUUUCAUUUAGCCCUUUCAAGACUGCAGAACUGUGGACUUUUCAGUGAAGAUGACAGCAUUGCCUGUCGACGGUGUGUUGUGGUCGGUAAUGGAGGAGUACUUCGAAAUAAGACAUUAGGGGAGAAAAUUGACUCGUAUGACGUGAUAAUAAGAAUGAAUAAUGGCCCUGUUAUAGGGUAUGAAGAGGAUGUUGGGAGGAGGACGACUUUCCGCCUCUCUUACCCAGAAUCUAUCUUCUCAGAUCCGAUCCACUACGACCCUAACACGACUGUUGUCCUCAUCGUCUUCAAACCACGUGACUUGAAGUGGCUUUGGGAGAUACUAAGUGGUCAGAAAAUAAGUGCUAAAGGCUUUUGGAAGAAACCAGCUCUGAACAUGAUAUACAAAUCUAGUCAAAUCAGAAUUCUUGAUCCCAGCAUCACCAGAAAAACGGCUUAUGAAUGGCUUCGUUUCCCAACCAGGUUUCCUAAAAAGGAGAAACCCAAGCAUCCGACGACGGGGCUAAUUGCUAUUACUCUAGCAUUUCACAUAUGCCAUGAAGUUCACCUGGCAGGCUUCAAGUAUGACUUCACUGACAGAAACAGUUCUUUGCACUACUAUGGCAACGACACGAUGGCUCAGAUGAUGCAGAAUGAAUACCACAACAUCGACGCUGAGCAGAAAUUUUUGAAGAAGCUUAUAGACAAGAACUUUGUGGUCAAUUUGACGUGAAAGAGAAAUGGAAAAUACAAUCACUAUUUUCAAGAUUUGGAAAAAAAAUUUAUUUUUUGUAUGACAUUUUUAUUUUUUAAGUGCAGCGUAACUGUUUACUGUUUAAAAGGAGCACAGAAACCUCACCAAGGCAGCAGCUUUUGCUAAGCCUAAGGGUAAUGGACUAUUGCAAAGAGAGUUAACUGAAUUUCUGUGAAGCUAUUUAAUAAUGGGAAAACCAUGAAACUUUCAGCUGAAAGUAUCAGGGAUAUAUAAAAAUGUAUGAUGCACAUCACUUAUUUAUCAGCAAGAACUUUUUCCAAAUGAUUACUUCUCUGGAAUACUUCCGUUUCCAAUGCUGUCCUCCAAAAGAGUUACACUGUCAAGAGAUGGAGACAACCAGUGUUUCGUUAGUAGGUGGAUGUAAAGUGUUGAAUGUCUGUCUCGCAGUAUGAAAAUGGCUUCAAAGCAAUACCUAUAAAUCAUUGUUGUGUGGUUGGAGAAGGGGCAACACACAGAGUGUACAGGUUUUAAUCUGCCCUACUGAGGAGGGGA